CUGUUUUUUACUAGCGCGCCAUCUAUGGUAAAUGUGCGAUUAACGUCAGCUGAAAUAUUGAGCUCAUUUUGAUACACAAUGGCGGAGACCGAGAGGGACGUGCAGCCCGUGGAUUGUGCUAUCAUCCACAACAUCUACGACAAUGGCAGUGCGAGGGAGCACUUUGAAUUUGAGCUGGACCAGGCCCUCGAGGCCAAACGCAGUAUCAUCAUUAUAGAACCCGCUCACCUGGGAGACGAGACCGCUCGUUGGAUCACAGUAGGGAACUGCUUGCAUAAGACAUCCGUCCUUUCUGGCAUGGCUUGCCUCGUCGCGCCAGCCCUGCUCCCUAAUCAGGCAGUAAACUUUGUCACCUUCCCGACGGGGACUGUAAGCGUGGCCUGCGCUCUUCUAUACGGAGUGUCGUGGCAGUCGGACCCAUGUUGCAAGUAUCAGGUAGAGUACGACACAAGGAAUCUGUCACGGCUUCCACUUCAUUCCCUGACAACGGCCACACCCGUAGUUCUGGUUCGGAAAGACGAUAAAUACAGGAAAGCCCUUCACAACUUGGUAGCCGGGCUAGCCGCAGCUCUACUGGCGUACAAAGUCUACCAAUGGUGCAUUCGCUAACACAACGUUCAGAAGAAUCACUUUUGUUAGCAUUUUCAUUCACUCCUAUCGCCUGAGGAGGUUCUGAACUGUUUGUUAGAGGAGCUUGCAAGGAAUAACUGUCAAAGUGAGUUCUGUUAUGAUGAUCAGGUCGACUUGCCAUUGCCCGGAUGAGAGGAAGGAACGUAGAG
Strongylocentrotus purpuratus (purple sea urchin) is the source of this 779-nucleotide messenger RNA. Its product is annotated as transmembrane protein 11-B, mitochondrial-like. Gene Ontology annotation, cellular component: mitochondrial inner membrane. The record is from RefSeq and is a predicted model, not a curated record. The transcript has 2 exons. Lineage: Eukaryota; Metazoa; Echinodermata; Echinoidea; Camarodonta; Strongylocentrotidae. The coding region runs from base 79 to 609 and encodes 176 amino acids. Gene Ontology annotation, biological process: inner mitochondrial membrane organization.